This is a messenger RNA of Chara braunii, 1676 nucleotides long. The record is from the annotation of a GenBank genome assembly. NCBI's taxonomy places the organism in Eukaryota, Viridiplantae, Streptophyta, Charophyceae, Charales, Characeae.
ACAUAGCAACUGAGGAGGAGGAAGAAGAAGAACUACAAGAGGAGGAGGAAGAGGACGAGGAGGAGGAAGGAUGACGAGGAGGAGGAGGAAGAGGACGAGGAGGAAGGAUGACGAGGAGGAGGAGGAGGAGGAAGAGGAGGAGGAGGAUGAGGAGGAGGGAGAGGGAGAGGAGGAAGAGGACGAGGAGGAAGAGGACGAGGAGGAAGAGGAAGAAGAAGUAGAAAACGAGGAGGAAAAGAAAGAGGAGGGCGAGGAGGAUGGAGAAGAAGAUGAGGAGGAAGAGGAGGAGGAGGACGAGGGAGAGGAGGAGGAGGAAGAGGACAAGGAGGAAGAGGACAAGGAGGAAGAGGACAAGGAGGAAGAGGACGAGGAGGAAGAGGAAGAAAAAGAAGCAAAAGACGAGGAUGAGGAGGAAGAGGAAGGCGAGAAGGAUGAAGAAGACGGAGGAGGAAGGAUGACGACGAUGAGGAGGAGGGGGAGGAAGGAUGACGAUGAGGAGGAGGGGGAGGAGGCGGAGGAGGAAGAGGAGGAUGAGGGGGAGGAGGCGGAGGCGGAGGAGGAGGAGGAGGAGGAGGAGGAGGAGGUCCGAGGAAGAGGAGGAGGAGGAGGAGGAGCAAGAAUACGAAGUAGAAGACGAGAAGGAGAAAGAGAAGGAGGAGGAGGAGGACCAAGACGAGGAGGACGAGAGAGAGAAGGACGACUCAUAAUAGGCGGAGGACGAGGAGAGGAGGAGGGAGGAGGCGAGCAGGGAGGAGCAAAAAUGAGGGGGAAGGGGGGGAGGGCAAGAGGAGGAGGAGGUGAAGAAGUGGGUGAAGGAGGUGGAGGGGGUGAAAGUCGAGGAGGAGGAGGAGGGAGAGGAGGAAGAGGAGGAGGAGGAGGAGGUGGAGGCUCACCUUCAGCGACGGGUAGAGGAGGAGCAGUUCCCGACGAUGGCUCUAGUGGCGACGGCUACCCCUGCAGCAACGGAACAGCGGGAGGAAGAGGACGAGGAACAAAGGGACGAGGAGGAGGAGGAGGCGGAGGUGGAAGACAAGGAGGAGGAGGAGGUGGAAUACGAGUAGGAAGAGGAGGAGGUGGAAGACGAGUAGGGAGAGGAGGACGAGGAGGAAGAGGAAGGGGUGGAGGAGGUGAAGGAGGAGGUGGAGGAGGAGGUGGAGGAGCAGCGGAACAGCGGGAGGAAAAGGUGCAAAGGGAGGAGGAUGAGGAGGAUGAGGAGGAGGUGGAAGACGGGGAGGAGGAGGAGGAGGAGGAGGUGGAGGAGGUGGAGGAGGUGGAGGAGGUGGAGGACGUGGAGGAGGUGAAAGUCGAGGAGGAGGAAGAGGAGCAGCACCCGGCGAUGGCUCAUCUUAAGCGACGAGGAGAGGAGGAGCAGCACCCGGCGAGUAGAGGAGGAGGAGGAGCACCCAACGAUGGCUCACCUUCAACGACGAGUAGAGGAGGAGCAGCACCUGGCGAUGGCUCCAGCGGCGGUGGCUAUGCCUGCAGCAACGGAACAGUGGGAGGAAGAGGAGGAGAAGGUGAGGAGGAGGAGGAGGAGGUGGAAGACGAGGAGGAGGAGGAGGAGGAGGAGGAGGUGGAAGAUGAGUAGGAAGGGGAGGAGGAGGAGGUGGAGGAGGUGGAGGAGGUGAAAGCCGAGGAGGACGAGGAGGAGAGGGAGGUGGAUGCUCACCUUCCGC